AUGGACUCGCUCUCCCCUUCCGAACAACGUGAGUUCCAAUCCGUCCUCGAGAAACGUCAAACACGAGAUAUUAUGCAGUUUUACUCCAACCUUGUCCAAAGAUGUUUCGAUGACUGUAUCAAUGAUUUCACCUCGAAGGCUCUGUCCACGAAGGAAGAGACUUGCGUUAGCAGAUGCGUCGACAAAUUCGUCAAGACUAGCGAUAGGUUAGGACAGCGGUUCGCUGAACAGAACCAAGCUAUGAUGCAGGGAGGAGGCGCUGGUGGUGCUGGUGCGGGCUUUGGUGGAAGAUAGGUUAAGGGGUUUCGGAAAUCUUAGACGGGUGUUUGUAAAAAAAAACUUCAUAAUAAUUAUUAUCGUAUCCUGCCCCAAACAAGAACAAAAAAUCCUUUUUAGGGUACGAUACCCAA
Molecule: messenger RNA, 410 nt
Organism: Tuber melanosporum (Perigord truffle)
Lineage: Eukaryota; Fungi; Ascomycota; Pezizomycetes; Pezizales; Tuberaceae
Exons: 4
Coding region: 1-294 (97 amino acids)
Source: RefSeq, a predicted model, not a curated record